Grus americana (Whooping crane) is the source of this 3299-nucleotide messenger RNA. It is a transcript of the gene TMEM209, whose product is annotated as transmembrane protein 209. Gene Ontology annotation, cellular component: membrane. NCBI's taxonomy places the organism in Eukaryota, Metazoa, Chordata, Aves, Gruiformes, Gruidae. The coding region runs from base 158 to 1888 and encodes 576 amino acids. The record is from RefSeq and is a predicted model, not a curated record. The transcript has 16 exons.
GCCGUUGCUCCUUGGACGGUUUCUCUCGCGUGUGUGAGGGGAGAGCUCUGCCGUGCGUGUCCCCCCGGCUGGGAAAAGGGGGUGCCCCUGCCCUCCCUGAAGGGAAUUGUGUGUCCCCUCACCUCCCCUGAUCCUCAGCCCUUCGGCAGUAAUCCUGAUGUUAACUAUUUCACCGUUGAAUCCUUGUACCAGUAAGAAGCAGAUAAUGAUACCAGAACAGAGUCCGGCGACUUCCCUCAUCGACAGGACCAUCAAGAUGAGGAAAGAGACCGAAGCCCGGAAAGUGGUUUUGGCCUGGGGACUCCUUAAUGUGUCUGUUGCAGGCAUGAUAUAUACUGAAAUGACUGGAAAACUCAUAAGCUCAUAUUACAACAUCACGUACUGGCCACUCUGGUAUAUCGAACUUGCACUUGCAUCUCUGUUCAGCCUGAAUGCCUUAUUUGAUUUCUGGAGGUACUUCAAAUACACCGUGGCACCGACGAGCUUGGUCAUGAGUCCUGGCCAACAGACCCUGCUGGGCUUGCAGAAUGCAGCGGUACAAACAACUCCACCAUGUGAGCUCGCAGCAAAGAAAGUCCCAUCUUCGACGCCUUCUCCUCCGAUCCAGGGUCAAAGUGUGCUGAGUUACAGCCCGUCCCGCUCCCCUAGUGCCAGUCCAAAGUUUACUACCAGUUGUAUCCCAGGGUACAGUCCUCAGCUACAGGCUUUGUCGAGCAACAGUGCUUCCUACAGCAGUGCUGUAACCUACUCACCGAGCAGCAGCUACAAUAAGGUUUCCAGCUUCAGCCCCUCUCCUAGUGGAUCACCAUACCCUACCAGUAUCGGGCCAGUGGAAAGCGGCGGGCUAAGGUCUCGUUACCGCUCUUCACCCAUUCUCUAUAAUUCUCCUACUGGCAAAGAAGAUUAUAUGACAGACCUCAAGUCACUGGACACCUUCCUUCGAAAUGAAGAGGAGAAGCAGCACAGAGUUCAACUAGGAAGUUCAGACUCCAGCUCUCCUUCCAGCAGCCCAACUUUUUGGAACUACAGCCGUUCUAUGGCAGACUACUCACAGAUGCUGAGAAAGUUCCAGUAUCAGCCAGCUUGCAGGUCCCAGGCUCCAUCGGCACACAAGGACGAAGCUGAUCUGAGCUCGAAACAGGCUGCAGAAGAGGUUUGGGCACGGGUGACAAUGAACCGACAGCUCCUUGAUCACAUGGAUUCCUGGACCGCUAAGUUCAGAAACUGGAUUAAUGAGACGAUUCUAGUGCCACUUGUCCAAGAGAUCGAGUCUGUGAGCACUCAGCUGAGAAGAAUGGGGUGUCCGGAAUUGCAGAUCGGAGAAGCCAGCAUCAGCAGUCUGAAGCAGGCAGCGCUCGUUAAAGCUCCGCUCAUUCCAACCCUGAACGCUCUAGUGCAGUAUUUGGAUCUCACACCAAACCAGGAGUAUUUGGUCGAAAGGAUCAAAGAGCUUUCUCAGGGAGGAUGCAUGAGUUCAUUCCGAUGGAGCAGAGGAGGCGAUUUCAAAGGCCGCAAGUGGGACACCGACUUGCCCACUGACUCCUCUAUCAUUAUGCACGUGUUCUGCACUUACCUUGACUCCAGGCUGCCACCUCACCCCAAGUAUCCUGACGGGAAAACCUUCACUUCCCAACACUUUCUUCAGACACCAGACAAACCAGACACUUCAAACGAAAACGUGUUUUGCAUCUACCAGAGCAGCAUCAAUCCACCCCACUACGAGCUGAUCUACCAGCGCCACGUCUACAACCUGCCCAAGGGCAGAAACAACAUGUUCCACACCUUGCUUAUGUUUCUGUAUAUCAUCAAGACAAAAGAAUCCGGGAUGCUGGGGCGUGUAAAUCUUGGUUUAUCGGGAGUCAACGUUCUGUGGAUUUUUGGAGAAUAACAUCUCCAGCGGGAUGCUGGUUCAGAGGAACGACGCUCCUCUGGCGAGAUGAACUGAGCAGCAUCGUUAAUGUUUUUGACUUAAACACGGACUUAGUAUAAAAGGGGAUAAUUUAAGUUCCACUUUGCAAGUUGAGGGGAAGUGUUUGUAAUUCCUGUGUGGGUUUUGUGAUGAUAUUAUUUAAAAUAUUUCACUGUCGAAGUGCUACUGCGUAUGAAGGCCAGGCAGAUUUUCUCUUUCCGACUUUACACCUGAACGAAUCCCGUUUAAAAAGCUGUAUGCUGUUCCUGUUCCAUGUAUCUGUGAGUGCCAUUGCUGCUUAACCAAGCUUAACUGAUCCUCGGGCCUAAACUCCAACCCCACCUGAGGGCUGGAACAGCCCUCCCGAGGUUCUACGCAGCCACGAGUGAGCCGUCGCUUGGAAAGAUAACAGCAAUUUGGCCAAGUUGGGGAUCCAAGAAAUUCCGGAGAGGCAGAAGAAAAGCCAAGUCAUAAAGUUUAGACUCAUUUUGGUUCAUUUUAUUAUGGAUGAUAAAAACAUUUUUUUUAGUUAUUAUUAGUCCUGGCUAUUGGUGUAAUUGGGUUUUCUGCCCCCCCCCCAAGAUGAGUCGGGCAUCCGCGCUGCAGGUGUGAAGGAAAGAGAAAACCAUGUUUGACCUGCUGGUUUCAGUAAAUAAGGUUUUUAUUUUAAUUUUUUUUUUUUUAACAAGAUAAGCACGCCAUCCACCUUCAGCAGUCUCGUGAGCCCUGAAAUACCAGGUGCCUUCCGUACAACCACAGCAUUACCCUGCCUUUGCCUUUUAAUUUAUUUUUAUUGCUCCCAUCAGCUUUUUUUUUUUUUUUGCUUAUUUUGGGAGCCUUAUGGACUGGCACGAGGCUUCAGCACCUCUGCAGCCCAGGCUCUACAAACCUGCAGACUUUUAAGGCCCCAAUUUUUUGGGAGAAAAAAAAAAAGUGCAUUUAUUUCAAAGAAGGGGCAGUUCAAUAUUUGCCAAAAAAUUUUUUAUUUAAGGGGGCAGGGAAAGAAUCUUGUAAAUUCUCACAAAUGAGGAGUUUAGAAGUGUAGAUAGUUACUGUAAUUAGUUAUUUUUUUUUUAAGGGGGAGUUAAAAAUCCAUAAGCCCCAAGAUGCUGAAGAUCUUUGUGUCGGUUUAUUCCCCUCAGUGAAUAACCACUCCCCUCGCUCAUUGUAAACUGCCAAAAAACCCACUUGUACAUAAAAGACGUGAGAAUUACACUGGCUUGUAACACCACGUGUUUUCUUAGGAUAAUCUAUUUUUGUACUGGAUUUUUUUACUGCUGGUUUUUGGUGUGAACCAACUCAGUCUCCCCGUGAGAUGCAGGGUUUUACUCGGGGUCUGCUACCAAAAUGGCUCGUUUGGUUCCGUAUUAAAUGAGUUUGUUUUAUCAAA